UGCCUUUAUAUAGUAGGCUGGCUUCUUUAAUUAGCAAUUUUUCUAGUACAAGAUGUCUGGGGAAGAAGAAGAAAACGCCGCUGAGCUCAAAAUUGGUGAUGAGUUUUUGAAGGCCAAAUGUCUAAUGAACUGUGAAGUCGCUUUGAUUCUUGAACACAAGUAUGAGCAGCUCCAGCAGAUGUCUGAUGAUCCAACCAAUCAGAUUUCGCAGGUAUUUGAAAAGUCACUGCAAUAUGUGAAGCGUUUCAGUCGGUACAAGAACCCUGAUGCUGUUAGACAAGCUCGAGAGAUCCUUAGUAGGUAUCCACUUGCUGAAUUCGAGCUCUGUGUUCUUGGGAAUCUUUGCCCCGAAACCGUUGAGGAAGGUAUUGCCAUGGUCCCAUCCAUCAAGAAUAGAGGACGUGCACUUGACGAGGAAGCAAUUGAGAAAAUGCUAACAGACCUUUCUCUAAUAAAGAAAUUCGAGUAGUCUUAUAUUGUGCUUGUCUUGCUAUGCUGCAGCAGUCUCUGCUUCCGAGCCUGUACCACCAUGUAUUUAUUAGUAACAGCUCUGCAAUGCAAAUUGGGCUCUGGCAUUAUGUUGAAAACUUUAUUUGUUGAUUGAGGAAGAAAACAAAACUCGUUUCUCUUUGGACAUUUUUUUCCUUUUAGUAGCUGGUUGUAACCACAAUCCUUUGGUAGACGGACUUAAACUAUUGUAAUGAUAUACAAGGUUUGUUGUUUCGCUUUCGUGAAAGGCAAAUAAGAGCAUGCAUUGAUUGGAA
Solanum tuberosum (potato) is the source of this 764-nucleotide messenger RNA. RefSeq names its product DNA-directed RNA polymerase II subunit 4. Gene Ontology annotation, biological process: DNA-templated transcription initiation. The transcript has 6 exons. Bases 53 to 469 code for a protein of 138 amino acids. Gene Ontology annotation, cellular component: RNA polymerase complex. Lineage: Eukaryota; Viridiplantae; Streptophyta; Magnoliopsida; Solanales; Solanaceae. Gene Ontology annotation, molecular function: nucleotide binding. The record is from RefSeq and is a predicted model, not a curated record.